Molecule: messenger RNA, 1464 nt
Organism: Penicillium verhagenii
Lineage: Eukaryota; Fungi; Ascomycota; Eurotiomycetes; Eurotiales; Aspergillaceae
Product: aldehyde dehydrogenase family protein
Exons: 4
Coding region: 1-1464 (487 amino acids)
Molecular function (GO): aldehyde dehydrogenase (NAD+) activity
Source: RefSeq, a predicted model, not a curated record
AUGACCGUGAUUCAAAAACCAAAGGUCAUGUCCUUUGAAACACGACUUUUCAUCAAUGGAAAGGUUGAGUCAUCCGAUGGACGCAGAUUUGAUCUGGUAUCUCCGACUACAAACCAAAAGUUCGCAGAGGUGUCUGAAGCAAGUGAAAAUGAUACCAACGCAGCAGUUGCUGCCGCCAAGGCUGCCUUUCCAGCAUGGUCUUCCCUUUCUCCAUCUGAAAGAGGCGUCUAUUUCAAAAGACUUGCCAAGCUAAUACUUGAGUCCCACAAUGAGCUUGCUGAGUUAGAGGCCUUAUCAAUGGGUCGGCCAGUACCCGGGUACUUCGAGUCAUUUGCAGCUGCAGAGAAUUUAGAACACUAUGCGGAGGCAGGUUUCCAGGCACUUGGAACAUCAAGCCUCAAUACUCCCGGAUAUGUCAACAUGACUAUGCGCCAGCCUUAUGGCGUUGUUGCUGCUAUCAUUCCAUGGAAUGUUCCCAUUCUAUUUCUGAUUAGCAAGUCGGCACCUGCCCUCAUAGCCGGCAACACCGUGGUUGCUAAAAGUAGCGAGAAAGCACCAUUGACAUCUGCCAAGGUGGCUAGUCUUAUAGAUCAGGCAGGAUUCCCUCCAGGUGUCUUUAACAUACUAUCAGGCCACGGGGAAAUCUCUGGGAAUAUUCUGUCUCAUCAUAUGGAUGUUGGAGUGCUGAGCUUUACUGGAUCUGGGAGAACCGGGCGUCUUAUUCAACAAGCUGCUGCUAAGUCUAAUUUAAAGAAGGUUAUUCUAGAGCUCGGAGGCAAGUCCCCCGCUAUUAUCUUUCCAGAUGCCGACAUUCAACAAGCGGUGGAAGAAACCAAGUACAGCAUUCAAUGGAACAGCGGACAGGUAUGUAUGGCAAACUCCAGAAUAUAUGUGCACGAGUCUGUGGCAUCGGAGUUCAUCGAAAGGUUCCGAAAAAGCUUUUCGGACAUCAGAAGUGGCGAUCCAUUGCUACCUGAGACAAAUCAUGGACCUCAGGCGGAUGAGGUUCAGUUCAAGCAGGUUCAAACCUACAUUGAGGAAGGGAGAAAAGUGGGAAAAUUGGUUCUGGGAGGGACUGAAAACGACCCCCAGGAGGGCCUCUUUGUUCAUCCCACUGUCUUUCUCGAAACGCCUGAAGAUGCCAGGGUAAUGAAAGAAGAGAUAUUUGGGCCUGUGGUGCACAUUAACACAUUUCGUGACGAAAAUGACGCCCUAGGAAAGGCAAACAAUUCCGAGUUUGGUCUCUAUGCCGCUGUUUAUACCAAAGAUAUCAGUCGGGCUCUCCGAAUUGCGCAGAAACUGGAUUCGGGAACGGUUGGGGUGAAUUGCACCAGCCCAAGCGGAGCUAGGGAUAUGCCAUUCGGAGGAUAUAAAGCCAGUGGCCUUGGACGCGAGGGCUGGACUGUCAGUCUCGACAACUAUCUCGAAGUCAAGAGUGUCCUGAUCAAGGUCGAGGGGCUAUAA